AUGGAAGAAAAGUUAAAUGAAAUGGAACAAGCUGGUAUCAUCACAAGGACAUCAACGCCUUACAGUAGUCCAUUGACAUUCACUCUUAAAAAAGACGGCUCAAUUAGAGUUCUGCUUGAUGCCAGAAGCAUAAAUAAGAAAAUGGUUGCAGAAACAGAGAAACCACCUAUACAAUUAGAUGUUUUGAAUUCAUUUCACGGAGCGAAUUAUAUCACUACCAUUGACUUAAAUAAUGCAUAUUUUCAAAUUCCGAUAAAUAAAGAUGGUAGAAAAUAUACUGGAUUCACAUUCAAUGGAAAGUCAUAUGUAUAUAAUGUUUUGCCGCAAGGAUUAAAAACAUCAGUAGGAAGCUUUAGCAGAGCCAUGAAUUUAAUAUUAGGACCAGAAGUCCAAGAAUUUUGUGUGAACUAUUUAGAUGAUCUAGCCAUUAUUACAACAGGAACGUUAGAUAAACAUUUGGAGCACAUUGAUAUUGUUUUAAGUAAAUUGAACAAAGCUGGCUUAACGUGUAACUUGCAGAAAUGUGAAUUUAUUUGUAAAGAAAUUAAAAUGCUGGGUUUUAUAAUUUCAACAGAAGGCAUAAAGACAGAUCCCGAUAAGAUUCGAGCGAUCCAAGAGUUUCCAGCACCUAAAAAGAUUAAACAAUUAAGGGCCUUUUUAGGUCUAUGCAAUUUUUAUAGAAGGUUUAUACCAAAUUACAGCGAGAGCAUAAUACCGCUCUGUGAAUUACUUAAAAAGGGACGAAAGUUCCAAUGGAGCGGUAAAGAACAGAAGGCAUUUGAUUUCAUAAAACAACAAUUUAUUAAUACAAUACAAUUGCAUCAUCCAGACUUUAAUAAGCCGUAUUAUUUACAAACAGAUUGUUCCGGUGUGGGUAUGGCCGGAGUACUAUAUCAGAUAGAUGAUAAUAAUGAAAUGAGAAUUUUAGGCUAUCAUAGUAAAGCCUUAAAAGGCCCCGAAUUAAAUUGGUCUGUUACUGAACAAGAGUUUUAUGCUGUAAUAAGCUGCCUAAAGAAAUUUCAAACAUAUUUGCGGGGCAGUAAAGUAAUAAUACUAACUGAUCAUAAAGCAUUAUUGUUUCUUAAUAAUAUGAAGUUAUUCAAUGGUAGAGUAACCCGAUGGAUUUUGUAUAUAGAACAAUUUAAUUAUGAAGUACAGCAUAUAUCGGGUAGACGUAAUAUUGUUGCAGAUGUGCUAUCACGUUAUCCUCCUGAUGGCGAUUUAAUACAAGAGGAUAAAAAUAAUAGUUUAGAAAUUGCUUACACAGAGAGCGAACCGAAUAUUGAGUUGAUAAAAAAAAUUAAAAUCCUUAUCAGUAUAUCAAUUACAAGAUUCAGAGUCAUUGGCUAUUAUUAA
Molecule: messenger RNA, 1356 nt
Organism: Parnassius mnemosyne (clouded apollo)
Lineage: Eukaryota; Metazoa; Arthropoda; Insecta; Lepidoptera; Papilionidae
Source: the annotation of a GenBank genome assembly